GGACAGCAGUGGACACAUCCAACGUCCUGGACUGAGUUUAAACUUCAAACUACCUGGAGGAGAAAUGGCAGGAGAUAGAACACUAGAGAAAUGGGUCCACACUCAAAUCAGCCUUCAGAAUUUCUCCUACAGGUAGACCCUCAGCAACUUCCGUAAUUUUGUGGAGGAAAGGCAAGAAAUCAUUAGAAGUCCAACUUUCUCAACAGGAGCCAAUGGCAAAUGGUGUUUGACAGUAUGCCCGAAUGGAGUCGAUGAAGUAAGUGCAGAUUAUCUGUCAGUUAAUCUAGUUUUGCUCAGCUGUCUAAAGAGUCAUGUUUGGGCAAAGUUCCAGUUCUGGAUCAUAAGCGCCGAAGGAGAGAAAAAACAAACUAUGAAGAGCCCAAGAGCCAUUAGGUUCGUGCCAGGCCAUAGCUGUGGAUUCAAAAAGUACAUACUUCGAGAUUUCCUCUUUUCCAAUGCAGCUGGACUUCUCACAGAUGACAAACUCAGCCUCCUCUGCAAUGUGAGCAUCGUGCAGGAAUCAUUCAGAAUCUCUGACCAGAACAGGAAGCCAGGGAUUCAAGUUCCAAGAUGCACAUUGGCAGAUGACCUAGGAGAGCUGUGGGAGAAUUCCUUAUUCACAGACUGCUGCCUGGUAGUAGCUGGCCAAGAAUUUCAGGCUCACAAGGCCAUCUUAGCAGCUCGCUCUCCAGUUUUCAGAGCCAUGUUUCAACAUGACAUGGAGGAGAGCAGGAAGAAUCGCGUAGAGAUCCCUGACCUGGAGCCACAAGUCUUCAAGGUAAUGAUGGACUUCAUUUACACGGGAACAGCACCAGACCUGGACAGCAUGGCAGCUGCUGUGCUUGCAGCUGCUGACAAGUAUGGCCUGGAGCGUCUGAAGAUCAUGUGUGAGGAUGCCCUGUUCAGGGACCUCUCUGUGGAGAAUGCUGCCCACACUCUCUUCCUGGCUGACCUCCACAGCUCAGGGCAGCUGAAAACCCAGACACUGGAUUUUAUUACAGCUCAUGCUUCUGAGGUCUCUGAGACAUCUGACUGGAAGACAGUGGUGGGCUCAUAUCCCCACUUAGUGGUUGAAGCUUAUGGUUCCAUGCCUGCUCACUGUUCUUUCCUGGAGCACCCUAUUAAAUGUGUGAAGCGAUCCUAGCACCUGGCAAACCUUGUCUUACCCUUGUCCCCCAGAAGCAGCAGUCAUGCUGUUACCAAUGAUACCUGAGUCAACUAGGGUUUGUGUGGAGAAUUUCCAGUGAAAAUAGGGAGAAACAGACGGUGGCUGAGGCUUAAUACAGAUUAAAGGAAUCGGUGGCAGGUCGAGGGA
Molecule: messenger RNA, 1315 nt
Organism: Onychomys torridus (southern grasshopper mouse)
Lineage: Eukaryota; Metazoa; Chordata; Mammalia; Rodentia; Cricetidae
Product: speckle-type POZ protein-like
Exons: 2
Biological process (GO): regulation of proteolysis; proteasome-mediated ubiquitin-dependent protein catabolic process
Cellular component (GO): nucleus; cytoplasm
Molecular function (GO): ubiquitin protein ligase binding
Source: RefSeq, a predicted model, not a curated record